AUGUUAACUUCACCGAAUGCGAUUUUAUUAAUUGUCCCUAAUAUAUUAGGAUGCUAUAUUUUUCCGAAUGACGUGACGAAUCCGUGUCGCGGCGUGACGUGCGGCCCAGGAGAGCUGUGUCGCCCUACUGCAGACGGAAAGAGUUACAGUUGUGAAUGUCCAACAUCUUGUCCAAGUUAUGGGGAUCACGAAGGUUCACGCCCCUUAUGUGCUAGCGACGCUAAAGAUUAUCCCGGAACAUGUGAAAUGCGAAGAGCUGCUUGCGAGAGCAACACUAACAUAACUUUUAAAUACCAUGGCAAAUGUGACCCCUGCGCCGGCGUUUCCUGUCCAGAUCCUGAAGUUUGCCAAUUGGAUGACCAACGCCAACCUUCCUGUCGCUGCGCAGAACCUUGUCCUUUAGAAUUCUCCCCUGUAUGUGCGUCCGAUGGAAAGACUUAUUCGAACGAGUGUCAAAUGCAUAGAGAGUCAUGUCGAGCUAGAAAACAAUUAAAGAUUAUUUUCAAAGGACAAUGUAUUUCAGGUGUAAAUCCAUGUGCGGAAGUGGAGUGUCGUCACGGCGCGGAAUGUCGCGUGGAGGGUAGUGGCGCGGUUUGUGCCUGUCCUCCUCCCUGUGAACAAGUUCUGCGUCCCGUCUGCGGCUCUGAUGCAAGGACCCAUGACAGCGAGUGUGAACUUCGACGUGCUGGAUGUUUGUUAGGACGAGAGUUGAAGGCCGUUCACGCGGGAGCCUGCGGUUCCAACGGUGUUUGUGCUGGGCGGGUAUGCCCUCACGGUGGUGAAUGUGUUUCAUCAGGAGGUCGAGGCGUUUGUCGAUGUCCAAAAUGUUCUAAUGAAUUUGCUCCCGUGUGUGGUUCUGAUGGUAUUUCCUACGGCAACAGAUGCAAGCUACAGUUAGAAUCCUGUAGACAUCGUCGUCACGUUCAAGUUUUGUAUGAUGGACCUUGCAAUGGAUGUGAAAAUAAAAAGUGUGAAUUUUAUGCCGUUUGCGAGAGUGACGGUGUUUCUGAAGCUAGCUGCGUCUGUCCAAAACAUUGUGAAGAAGGAACUGAAACUGAAGAAGUUUGCGGUAAUGACAACAAAACUUAUAGCAGCGUUUGUGCACUCCGUAAUAUAGCGUGCCGUGAAAACAGAAGACUUCACGUUAAACAUAUGGGUUCUUGUGAAUCUUGCGGCAAUGUCGAAUGCCCGCUAGGUAUGUGGUGUUCUCGAGGCACGUGUGCUUGUGCAAGUUGUGUUGAUGUUCCAAGAGAGACCGUUUGUUCUGACACGAGGCGAACUUUCCCCAACGAGUGUUCAUUACAUAAAGCUGCGUGCGAGGCGCGAGCCCGCGGGGAAACUCCUCCGCAGGUCGCUUAUUAUGGGGACUGUACUGAUGCUAAUAACGAUAAUAGCUCAGUUGCAGGGGUUAAUGUAUCAGCUAAAAUGGAACAAAGUAAUGAGAUACGGAAUGGUGUGGAGGUUGAUAGUACCAGUGAACCAUCUGUUGGUACAGCCGUUUGUGCUAGAGUACAAUGCGCCUACGAAGCGACCUGCGCUGUGGACGGUAACGGCCAGCCUCGUUGUGCAUGUCUGUUUGACUGCGCUGCUGCAGCAGCUUCUUCCUCAGCGCCUGUCUGUGCCUCUGAUUUACGAAUGUAUCCCACGCUGUGUCAUAUGAAACUGGAGUCUUGUCGCCGACAAGAGGACCUACGAUUGAGGCCAUUGGCAUUGUGUAGGGGCCUCGAGUUCAGACCAUGUGGCGACGAUGAAACCGUGACAGAUUCAGAAGGUCUUCCAGUUGAUUGUGGCGGUGGACCUCAUCGCAAAGACUGUCCGACGGAUAGCUACUGCCAUAAUACUGCUAAGGCUGCAAGAUGUUGUAGGAAAGACAAAGCUGUCGCAGAGAAGAAAGACUGUCAAGAAUCUUGGUACGGCUGUUGUGGGGAUGGAGUGACGUCAGCUCGUGGUCCCGGGGGGGCGGGUUGCCCUUCACAGUGUGGUUGUCAUAGACUGGGCUCUGUGUCGGAAAUGUGUGAUGAGAGCGGUCAGUGUCAAUGUAGACCUGGUGUAGGAGGGCACAAGUGUGACAGAUGCGAACCAGGCUAUUGGGGAUUACCACGGAUCGGUACUGGACAUACUGGCUGUAUACCAUGUGGGUGUUCGGCCUUCGGAUCAGUUCGUGAGGACUGUGAACAGAUGACCGGGCGUUGUGUUUGCAAACCGGGCAUUCAGGGGCAGAAGUGUACCGUUUGUUCCAACCAUGAACAUACUCUAGGACCUAAUGGAUGCUUUGAUCCGGAAUCCACCCAACUACCAGCCACCGACUGUGAACGUAUGACGUGUUAUUUCGGAGCUUACUGCGCUAUACGUAGCGGUCUUGCUACUUGUGAAUGUAAUGCUCAGGAAUGUUUUACAACCGAGGGUCCUUCUGUUUGUGGUAGUGAUGGACGGACAUAUCUAUCAGCUUGUCACGCGAGGGCGCAUGCGUGUCGGACACAAUCGGACAUAGUUGUACAAGCGUUUGGUCCCUGUGCUGAAGAUACGCCGUCUGUGAAGCGAGAGGAGAUACAUUCAUCAAUUAUUUCAAAAGAAAAUUCCGGAGAAGGUAAUUGUAACAAAAACCCAUCUCAAAUAGAUACCGUUAUUGAAGAAACAGAAUCGGAGGAAGAGCAAUACAUAACAAAUGAGGUUGAAGAAAAUUAUCCAAUAUACGAAGAAUACAUCGAGGAAAACGAAAACGAAAUAUACUCAUCGCCAUUGUUCGACGGGCAUGCUCGGAUGACAGCUCGCACAAGAUUGCCCGCUAAACGAUUCGAUAUUUGGGCCGAAGUAUCGGCGGUGUGCGGUAAGGGCGCUUUAAUAAGUGCCUCAGGUGUUCGAGAUUAUUUAUGGCUCGGGUUCGUAAAAGACAGAGCUGUAUUGCGUUGGGACGCCGGCAAUGGCCCUUUAGAGUUACGAUCUGGUAAAAUAAGAGUUGAUACUAAGUCAAAAAUAUCGGCGCGGCGAUAUAAGAAGGACGCCAUGUUGAAACUUGAAUCUUAUACCGUUAGGGGUACGACGCAUGGACGCAUGAGUUCAUUAGACGUUGAUCCUUAUAUUUAUAUUGGCCAUCCACCGGAUAAUGUUACAAAGUUAUCUGGUGUACACACAAUGAACGGCUUUGUGGGAUGUGUGCAUCGCUUGCGUGUGAGCGGACGUGACGUCAUCCCCCCCUCCAGAGGCCUAAAUAUUGUAGCUCACGGUCUGCGGCCAUGCACUCCUUACAAUCUAGCCAAGGUCGUGUGUCCUUAG
This is a messenger RNA of Danaus chrysippus (African queen), 3273 nucleotides long. The record is from the annotation of a GenBank genome assembly. NCBI's taxonomy places the organism in Eukaryota, Metazoa, Arthropoda, Insecta, Lepidoptera, Nymphalidae.